Oryzias latipes (Japanese medaka) is the source of this 2646-nucleotide messenger RNA. RefSeq names its product 6-phosphofructo-2-kinase/fructose-2,6-biphosphatase 3 (gene pfkfb3). The record is from RefSeq and is a predicted model, not a curated record. Gene Ontology annotation, molecular function: 6-phosphofructo-2-kinase activity; ATP binding; fructose-2,6-bisphosphate 2-phosphatase activity. NCBI's taxonomy places the organism in Eukaryota, Metazoa, Chordata, Actinopteri, Beloniformes, Adrianichthyidae. Gene Ontology annotation, cellular component: cytosol. Gene Ontology annotation, biological process: fructose 2,6-bisphosphate metabolic process; fructose metabolic process.
GUCUCGCUUAAAAAGCGGAUGUGCGCUGCAGACCGGCAGAUGAGCCCGGCACGGCGUUGAGAGGAUACCCGAGCGGCAUUUGAACGGACUAAGCUUUGACCCAGACUAACAAAGGCGUUCCUUAUUAUUUUAAUUCUCUUUUAUCUCGGGACUUGUCCGCUUCGGUUCCUGGUUAGUUUUCGGUUCUCCAGCUACUAAGGAAUGCCCAGAGAGCUCACGCAGAACAGGAUCCAAAAGAUUUGGGUUCCGACCAAGGAUGACAGGCGUGGAGGAGCGGGCGCUCCCCACUUCGCCAACCCCCCCACGGUGAUCGUGAUGGUGGGUCUGCCCGCCCGAGGAAAGACCUACAUGUCCAAGAAGCUGACCCGCUACCUCAACUGGAUCGGCAUGCCCACCAAAGUCUUCAACGUAGGAGAGUAUCGAAGGGAGGCGGUCAAGAGUUACAGCUCCUAUGACUUCUUCAAACCCGAUAACGAGUGUGCCGUCAAGAUCAGGCAGCAGUGUGCCUUAGCAGCUCUGAGGGAUGUCAAGUCUUACCUGAAGGACGAGGGCGGCCAAGUGGCGGUUUUUGACGCCACCAACACUACAAGAGAAAGGCGGGAUUUGAUCCUCCAGUUCGGCGAGGAAAACGAUUUCAAGGUCUUCUUCAUCGAGUCGCUUUGUGACGAUCCCAGCGUGAUAGCGUCAAACAUCAUGGAAGUGAAGGUCUCCUGUCCGGACUAUCGGGACUGCAACAAGACGGAGGCCAUGGUGGACUUCCAGAAAAGAAUUGAAUGCUACAGAACCACCUACCAACCUCUGGAUCCGGACCAUUACGACAGGGAGAUGUCCUUCAUCAAGGUGAUAGACGUUGGUCGCCGGUUUCUGGUCAACCGCAUUCAGGAUCACAUCCAGAGCAAAAUCGUCUACUACCUGAUGAACAUCCACGUCCAGCCGCGGACCAUCUACCUGUGUCGCCACGGCGAGAGCACGGACAACAUGGAGGGCCGGCUGGGCGGAGACUCCGGGCUCUCUGUGCGGGGCCGACAGUUUUCCGCUGCCCUGGCCCGGUUUGUGGAGGAGCAGCAGCUGCAGAACCUGAAGGUCUGGACCAGCCAGCUGUGCCGCAGCAUCCAGACGGCGGAGCACCUGGGCGUGGCCUACGAGCAGUGGAAGGCGCUGAACGAGAUCGACGCUGGGGUGUGCGAGGAGAUGACGUACGACGAGAUGAAGGAGAAAUUCCCCGAAGAGUUCGCACUGAGAGACGACGAUAAAUACUACUACCGCUAUCCAGCCGGAGAGUCCUACCAGGACCUGGUUCAAAGGGUGGAGCCGGUCAUCAUGGAGCUGGAGCGGCAGGAGAACGUGCUGGUCAUCUGCCACCAGGCGGUCAUGCGCUGCCUGCUCGCCUACUUCCUGGAUAAGAGUGCAGAGGAGAUGCCCUACCUGAAGUGUCCGCUCCACACGGUGCUCAAGCUCACCCCGGUGGCUUACGGGUGCAAGGUGGAGUCCAUCUACCUGAACGUGGAGGCGGUGAACACGCACAGGGACAGACCGGAGGAGGUGAGGCGGGGACCUGGAACCCUGAUCAGGAGGAACAGCAUCACCCCCCUGACCAGCCCUGAGUCCCACAUCAAGAAGCCCCGCAUCGACGACCUGGACGAGGCGCCCAUCCAGGAGCUGCCCGGCUCCGUGGCGUCGCUGGCCCUCUGCAGCUCCUCCCGCCUCCCCCUCAGCCUGGCUGGACAGCACUGGCUGGGCAAAGUCUGCCUAACCUGAGGAGCCCGGCUGGUUGCCAUGACAUCCUGCAGCCGUGUCAGUGAAUCUACAGCUCUGUGUCACGAGGCGAGGAGACUCGAAAGCCGUCAACACUACCGCGGGUUUGAUCUCCUGUAGCAUCUCUUCGUCAUCCGACGACACCAACUCUCCAAUUUUGUCACUGUUUUCUCGAUUUCCAACCCAUUUAUUGAUCCAGACUGAGAAUGAACUGAUCCAAGUCUCCAGCACUCCCAUCAUCAACACCAAAGACAUAAGUCUGAUUUGAUUUUUGUUUUUUUGAAAUUGAAUCCAUCCAAGUGGAUGACUUUCACCCUUCAGAUGCUGACAUGCUCCAAACAGGCAGAUGUUUGCACAGCUGUAGUCCCCAUGUUUUUUUGUUUUUGUGUGGAUCAUGUCACCUCUCUGGUGUGCGGCGGUCGUUGCCAUAGAGUGCCUGUAGAGCUUGCCCUGCAAGCCCCGCCCUGCUGCUGGCUCUCGCCCAAUCUCUGCUUAAACGCUGGAGAACGUUACAUUUCACUUGGGUUUUCAGUAUUUUCAGUUUAUUUAUAUCUGUGGCACCACAACGCAUGAAAAUGAUGCUGUCUGCUGCACAACCAAGCACCUGUACUUUGUGUUUUUUUGUUAUGACGCUGCGUGUUAAUAAUAUCUGUAAAUGUUAGUGGGAGGAUGUGAGUUAAUGACUGAAACUUAAGGGAUUUGUGUGUUUUUUCUAUUUGUACUAAUGUGUUGGUACUGUCAGACGGAUUUGUUCUCAUUUCUGAUGUUUUGAAGGACUUUUUGUAUACUUAUUUAUUUUUAUGUUGUACACAUUUGAUCCUUUGGGGAGUCUUUGUUUUACUGAGGGCUACACAUAAAAAUGUUUGUACAUUUUCUUUUCUUUUUUUUUUU